AUGCUGACUUCUAUCCAGCUGAUAUAUCUGCUUUUUUGGACGAGCAUUAGCUCAGCUGAUGCUGAGAAACUUUUCCAUAAUCGGGAUCAUUCUGAUGUGCAGACCCCUACUUCUCACCAAGCUGGUGUUAUAACAGACAAGUACACAGCAGAGUUAUUUCUCUCUAGAUAUGGAUUCAUUAAGCCAGUGAACUGGGAGGAGAUCCAGUUUGAAGAUUCAGACACCUCUUUUAAUGAUGACUUCAUGGAUGACCUUCAAGACACGAUCCAGGAGGGAACUUCAGUGCAUCAUUCAAGGGAUGCUCCUUGGGAUGGUGAUCAAGAUGAUCACAACAGUCUUACUGGGAGGCGAGCAUUUGUUUCAGCACUUGAAGAGUUUCAAAGGGUAUCGGGCUUGCCUGUCACAGGUGUUUUUGAUGAGGCCACCAAGAUAGCAAUGAACAAACCGCGAUGUGGAGUCCCUGACAAGGAGAUUGACCUGAACAUCCCUACUGGCAGUAACAACACAGCAAUUAAUAUAAGUCAAAUGGUAAAUAUCAACUUAAACAUACAUCAGAGUGAAGCAGUGCGGCGCAGGAAACGUCACCUUGCCACUCUUGUAUCCAAAAACAGGCACAGGAGAGAUUUGAGUGAAACUGGUUACAUGGCCUUUUCUAAGAGGGUGCUGAAAUGGAGGCUCAUAGGAGAAGGCUACAGCAGUCAGUUGUCUAUUGAAGACCAGAGGUACAUCUUCAGAAUGGCAUUCAGGAUGUGGAGUGAGGUGUGUCCGCUGGAGUUUGUGGAGGAUACGCAUUCCCCACUGGAGGAUGUGGAUAUCAAGCUGGGAUUUGGCACAGGAAGGCAUCUGGGUUGCAAUCAGAGGUUUGAUGGCACUGGUCAAGAAUUUGCCCACGCCUGGUUCCUGGGUGACAUACACUUUGAUGACGACGAACAUUUCACUGGUCCCAAUGCUGGCAGUGGGAUCAGCCUCCUAAAAGUGGCAGUUCAUGAGAUCGGCCAUGUUUUGGGACUCCCCCACAUCUACAGAUCUGGCUCCAUAAUGCAGCCCAGCUAUUUGCCCACAGAGUCAGGCUUUGAGAUGGACUGGAUGGACAGGAAAGCCAUUCAGCACCUCUAUGGGGGCUGUAAAGGUCCAUUUAACACAGUGUUUGAUUGGAUCAGAAAGGAGAAGACACCCUAUGGGGAAGUGGUCAUCCGCUUUAACACCUAUUUCAUGAGAGACGGCUGGUACUGGCUAUAUGAAAACAGAAACAACCGCACACGCUAUGGAGAUCCAGUUGCACUGCAGACUGGCUGGCGUGGAAUUCCCAUGGAGGGAGUGGAUGCGUAUGUGCAUGUUUGGUCCAGAAAAAGAGAUGCUGUUUACUUCUUUAAAGGUACUCAGUUUUGGAGGUAUGACAAUGAGAAUGACCACGUGUUCAGACAGGACCCUGAAGGUCACGGCUAUCCGAGGUUAAUCUCUGAGGGUUUCCCAGGGGUGUUCAGUCCCAUUGACACAGCCUUUUAUGACAGGAGGGACUCCCACAUCUACUUCUUCAAAAGCAGUCUUGUGUAUGCGUUCAACGUGGAAGCCAACAGCUUGGCAAGAGGCUUCCCCAAAAACAUCAGAGAUGUUUUCCCUCCAGUGGAGAGUGGAGACCAUCCAGAUGGCAACAUCGAUGCUGCCUACUUCUCCUACACCCAUAAUGCAAUUUUUCUACUCAAGGGCACGCACUUCUGGCAGGUGGUGGGCAGCCGCAAGCGCCAGCGCCGGCCCUUUCUGCCACGAAAUGGCCUGUUGCCACACAAGGAGGUGGAUCAGCAAUGGUUCGACAUCUGCAACGUUCAUCCCACUGCACUCAAACUAACCCGCUGAGGUUGCUGGAGCAGAGAUUCAUUAAACCCUGCUGAUGUGUACUGAUGUGGUCUACUGAUUCAAUUGAUUUUGUCUAUUCAUGUUUCAUGAAUAUC
Messenger RNA from Micropterus salmoides (largemouth bass), 1949 nucleotides. RefSeq names its product matrix metallopeptidase 21 (gene mmp21). Gene Ontology annotation, cellular component: extracellular matrix. The transcript has 9 exons. The record is from RefSeq and is a predicted model, not a curated record. Bases 1 to 1854 code for a protein of 617 amino acids. Gene Ontology annotation, biological process: proteolysis; extracellular matrix organization; collagen catabolic process. Gene Ontology annotation, molecular function: metalloendopeptidase activity; zinc ion binding. NCBI's taxonomy places the organism in Eukaryota, Metazoa, Chordata, Actinopteri, Centrarchiformes, Centrarchidae.